Molecule: messenger RNA, 1816 nt
Organism: Epinephelus lanceolatus (giant grouper)
Lineage: Eukaryota; Metazoa; Chordata; Actinopteri; Perciformes; Serranidae
Gene: sox8a
Product: SRY-box transcription factor 8a
Biological process (GO): morphogenesis of an epithelium; negative regulation of transcription by RNA polymerase II; neural crest cell development
Cellular component (GO): nucleus
Molecular function (GO): RNA polymerase II cis-regulatory region sequence-specific DNA binding; DNA-binding transcription factor activity, RNA polymerase II-specific
Source: RefSeq, a predicted model, not a curated record
CCGAAAGAACAGUGCGCAAUUACGCACCUGGAGAGUACUUAGGGAACUGGACCAUCUUGCAACUUUUUACCAAGAAUGACAGAAGAGAACAAGUCCGUGACAGAGCAUCCGCGCAGUCCAGCAGGCAGCGACAGCUCCAUGUCCCAGCAUGGAUCGGAUUCAGAGUCACCGACCUCUCCAGCGGGGUCCGACGCACAGGAGGCAGCGCGCCCGCCCGGGAUUACGCACAAACCGGAGGGCAGCGCGGAGGCUGAGCGCUUCCCUGCCUGCAUCCGCGACGCGGUGUCGCAAGUGCUGAAAGGUUACGACUGGUCGCUGGUGCCGAUGCCCACUCAAGGAGAGAGAGGACUGAAGAGCAAACCCCACGUGAAACGGCCGAUGAACGCGUUCAUGGUUUGGGCGCAGGCAGCGCGGAGAAAGUUGGCGGACCAGUAUCCUCAUCUGCACAACGCUGAGCUCAGCAAGACGCUGGGCAAACUGUGGCGACUCCUCUCUGAAACAGAGAAGCGUCCCUUUGUCGAGGAGGCCGAGAGGCUGAGGAUGCAGCACAAGAAAGACUAUCCAGACUACAAGUACCAGCCUCGGAGACGCAAGAGUACCAAACCUGGACAGGGGGACUGCAGACCUGGACUGGUCCAACAGCAGCAUCAGCAGGGCUUGUAUAAAACAGAACCAGGGGUGGCCAGGCUGGCUGGCACAGGGGAAGUGCACCAUCAUUACCAUCUAGACCGAACAGGUCAGUCUCAUGGGCCUCCAACGCCUCCAACUACUCCGAAAACCGACCUCCACAUGGGGAACAAACAUGAGGGCCAGCGGCCUGUAGACAGCAGCACUGGCUCUGUUCCUCCCACCAGCCGUCAGAACAUUGACUUCAGUAACGUGGACAUCUCAGAGCUCAGCACUGACGUCAUCAGCACCAUCGACGGAUUCGACGUCCACGAGUUCGACCAGUACCUCCCUCCCAACAGCCACGGCUCCACUCUUCUAACCCCGCCAGAUACCAGCCACGGACAAAACAACACCUCUGGAUCCUUCAUCCUGCCCAGCAUCCACUCUCACUCCCAUAGCGUCCCCACGUGGACACCCAAAAGUGGGACUUUCAGUGGAGUGCCACUGUCUUGCUCCAGUCGCGAUGGGCUCCACGAGGAUACCAGCCCAAAACCUCAGAUUAAAACUGAGCAGAUGAGCCCAGGUCACUCCUCCUCAACUCCACCACCACCACAACCUGAGUACACCUCCCUCGGUUCGGGUAUCUGCCCUUCCUCCACUUCCUCCUCAUCCUCCACCAACCAAUCUGAAUACACUGACCUCCAAAGCUCCAGUUUCUACAGCGCCUUCUCCGGCUAUCCUGCCAGUCUGUAUCAGUACCCAUACUUUCACUCCUCUCGCAGGCCUUAUGCCACACCUCUUAUCAACAGCCUGGCCUUGGCACCACCUCCACACAGUCCGCCCUCUGGCUGGGAGCAACCAAUCUAUACAACACUCACCAGGCCUUGAAGAGGAGGAGAUGCUCCAGAAGUUUGCACUCAGAUUGGGACAGAACAGCAGCCUGCCUUAAUGACUUAUAAGAUAAACUUUGGAGAUUUGUUGACUUACAAGUUCAUUCUUAAGCUUUUCACCAGAUUUCUGAAGGACAGUGCUGCUAUCUGUUGGCUAAAGCUUUAUAUUAUGUGUCAAUACAUUGUUACAUUUGUUCAUUUCCAUGGAAAGAAAUUUGUAAUAUUAACAAAGAUUCAGUGUUUUUAAUUUCUCCUGAGUGAAAGGGCCUGAGGCAUGACAUUUAAACCUGCACUGGACACUGAAACGUUCCAUUAAA